Trachemys scripta elegans is the source of this 2885-nucleotide messenger RNA. RefSeq names its product ring finger protein 150 (gene RNF150). The coding region runs from base 480 to 1772 and encodes 430 amino acids. The transcript is spliced from 7 exons. The record is from RefSeq and is a predicted model, not a curated record. NCBI's taxonomy places the organism in Eukaryota, Metazoa, Chordata, Testudines, Emydidae.
CGCUCCCUCCAGAGCCAGCAUCUCCUCUGGCGAGCCGCCUGCACAGCUACCCGGCGAGGGGGUGGAGCGGGGGAGGGCGAGAAGCAGCCCCCCCCAGCUGCCUAUAGCAAGAACGCCUCCUCAGCCAGCCAGAGCUCCCUUUUGAAGGGGGUCCCACAAGCUCCCUUGCAGUGUGUGCAACCACCCCCUGCCCCUGUAGGGAAAGGGAAGCGACCGCAAAGCCAGGAAGGAGCCCGAGGGGGAGGGGUAGAAAGGGAGACGUGGGGGAGAGAGCUACGGAGCAAGGCGCUAAGAGGCACAGAAAAGCCCCCAGUGAAAUGCAUUACAGCUGAGGUUACCCAGCCAGCUCCCACCCCCCUCCCGUGCCUCGCACGGCCGGAUCCCAGCAGCCGGAGCAGCCGCCGCCUAGCCCAGAGCAGGCUCCGGUGCCCGCUCGCACACGCAGCCGGGCCGGAGGCGAGGGGGGAGGCCGAGGAAGGAUGGCAAUGUCUCUGAUCCAGGCGUGCCGCAGCCUGGCCCUCUCAACAUGGCUGCUCUCCUUCUGCUUCGUGCAUCUGCUCUGCCUGGACUUCACGGUGGCCGAGAAAGAGGAAUGGUACACGGCCUUCGUGAACAUCACCUACGCCGAGCCGGCGGCCGGCAGCCUGGAGCUGCGCAGCGAGAAGACAGAGUGCGGGCGCUACGGGGAGCACUCGCCCAAGCAGGAUGCCCGGGGCCAGGUGGUGAUGACUGCCUCCGCCCACGACCGGCUGGCCUGCGACCCCCACACCCGGUUCGCCGCCCCGGGCCAGGGCAAGAGCUGGGUCGCGCUGAUCCCCAAGGGCAACUGCACGUACAAGGAUAAGAUCAGGCACGCCGCCGCCCAGAACGCCUCUGCCGUGGUGAUCUUCAACGUGGGCUCCAGCAACGCCAACGAGACCAUCACCAUGCCGCAUGCAGGUGUAGAAGAUGUUGUAGCAAUAAUGAUUCCUGAGCCUAAAGGAAGAGAGAUAGUGAGUCUGCUGGAGAGGAAUGUUACUGUGAUGAUGUAUAUAACAAUUGGAACACGCAACUUGCAGAAAUACGUCAGCCGUACCUCAGUGGUGUUUGUCUCCAUCUCCUUCAUUGUGUUGAUGAUCAUCUCCCUGGCAUGGCUGGUCUUCUAUUAUAUCCAGAGAUUCCGAUAUGCAAAUGCCAGAGACAGAAACCAGCGCCGUCUUGGAGAUGCUGCAAAGAAAGCAAUCAGCAAGCUGCAGGUCAGAACAAUCAGAAAAGGGGACAAGGAAACUGAGCCAGAUUUUGAUAACUGUGCAGUUUGUAUUGAAGGUUACAAGCCCAAUGAUGUUGUCAGGAUCUUACCAUGCAGGCAUCUUUUUCAUAAAUCUUGCGUAGACCCGUGGCUGCUAGACCAUCGCACCUGCCCUAUGUGUAAAAUGAACAUUCUAAAAGCUCUAGGGAUUCCGCCAAAUGCGGAUUGCAUAGAUGAUAUGCCUCCAGAUUUUGAAGCUUCUAUAGGAGGACCGCCAACUAAUCAGAUUACAGGAGCUAGUGAUAUAACCGUGAAUGAAAGCUCUGUAGCUCUGGAUCCUCCUGUCCGGACUGUGGGAGUACUACAAGUCAUCCAGGAUGCAGAUCCUCUUCCCCAGGUUGGGGACGGUAACUUCACAACAAGUAGUGAACAGGAGCCAGCAGUCAGCAGUGAUUCUGAUAUAUCAUUGAUUAUGGCGAUGGAGGUGGGACUGUCUGAUGUGGAGCUUUCCACUGACCAAGACUGCGAAGAGGUGAAAUCAUGAAAAACAAGCAGAAAACCUUACUAAACUAAGGGUAGGCAUGAGGGGCAGGGACAGAGUCAGCUUUCUAGAAUUUGGACCAGUCACAUAUACACACUCACACACACAUACACCCCUCUAGAACACUAUCAAUCCAGUGCACUCCAUUCUGAGAUGGUCAUGAAAAAGCAAUAGCAACAGUUGUGUCUACCUGGAUGCAGUUUCAUCAUCUACAUGUGUCUAUUUUGUUCACAUGGAAGAUGAAAGCUUAUUGUUUUCCCAUUCGCUUAAAAGCAAUCCUGUACCUCUUCAGUGGCUCGUAAGUGUACAACUGAAAUGACAGCUUGAGUGUUUUCUACUCUUGUUCAUUGUUUUUUUAAAAGAAGAUGAUGUUUAUUUAUAGUUGAUUAUCGAUGGACACUGUUUGUUUGUUUGUUUUUUUCGUUGACUGACCCCAGCUUUUCCAAGAGUUCAGUCUGGAAGUUUGAAUUCCUCUUCUCUAAUCAUUUCAUGAUCUGUCUCCAGGAUUUAUUAUUGCCUUGACAUUUCUGCAUGAAGUAUGCAUGGCUUUGAAAAGAAAUAGUGCUUCAGCACUCUGUAUUAAUAUGAAGCCUAUUUUCUUUAAGAUUUUAAAACCUUUAAAGUGGGUCUUGGAGAUUAUAUCUUCAAGAGGCCUUUAUCCAUGUGAAUUGAAGCCCUCAAUUAAUUGACAUUGGUGUAUUGUUGUUUCAAACAGAAUUAUGUUGGCUUCCACUUACAGAGCUCGAUUAAAUGCACAGACAGUAACAUGUGUAAGAGAGAAAAAUAAUGGCACUAAACUUCAUCCUGUAGUUGCUAUAUUUUCUGCCAUUGACAGCCUCUGGUAUUAAUGGCCUUCCUUGUGACUUCCUUGUUCAGUAGCUGGAAAACAGGAUCUAGUUUAAAAUCAGGUACUUCCUUAAAUUUAAAAACAAAAAUCAGCAGACCAAUGAGUGUCUGAGCAGUUUCAAGAGGGCGCUUGGUAAUCCUCAUGUGGGUAUUUGUAGCUGAUGGAAAUAUUUUUAGAAAAGGUCUGAACUGUAAAGAUGAUUACAAUGUCAAUUUCCAGAAUAAAUAGUUAAACCAAGAGCAGCUGGACAAAUUGUUUACCUUCAUAUU